UCUCAGGGAACUAGUGCUGAGGGCAGUGUUAGAAAAGAAGCUUUGCAGUCUCUCAGACUCAGUCUUCCUAUGCAAGAAACGCAACUGUGUAAGCAUCUGUUCCUGUGGCCCUUCCCUCCCUCUGCCCGCCAGGGUCAUCAGCCCCUCAGGGUACAUGCCCUGACCACCUACUCUGAGCAGUCUUGGCCCUCUGCCAUCUUCCUACUGUGGUGGGCCUUGCUUCUAACGAGAGUGCAGAUACACUUGGGUAUUGAAACUUUCCUGAUAUCUGGUGUUGGUGGUGGUGCUAAGGUUCCCAGUGUUGAGGUCCUUUGAUCCCAAGAUGGUAGGUAGGCAGCAGUGGACGUCAGUCUUGACAGCUGUGCAGUUACAUCAGAGGCUUUCUUUUGUGAAUUGUUUUAGUCAGCAUUUAUUUUUUGCUGAUGUCUGUGAUUUAGGGGGGAAUAACUGACAGACUGGCAGCCUGUAAGCCCCAGAAACCUUGAGACCUUUUUCAAACCCCGUUUUCCACGUCAUAUCACACAUAUUCUUUUCGCCUCCAACUCCCCCUUCAGUCCCUGGUUCCUAGCCUUUGAUGGGCCAUAUUCUUACAAAAGCCUUUGCAGGCCUCCGUCAAACAUAGCCAAGGUUUGGUUACUGGUUUAUUGCUCAUGUGGUUGUGUGUUUUUCACACUUAGUCUAAUCACAUGGAGAAUUGUGCCCAUUGCCUGGUACAGUCUGAAUUCCUUCUCUCAAGACUGAGCAUAUCCUCUGGUAGGGCGGGGCCAGUUCUGCAGCCAUCUGUUAUCUGCUGUUUGUACUCCUUGGCCUGAGUGACCAGUGCCACCUUGAAAAUCCUGGUGUGUCCCUCCCUGGCCUCCCACCCCCAACUAUUUUUUCCCAUCCUUCCAUCAUGUAGAAACUGUCUCUUCGUUUUGAUACUGUAAUGACCAAAGGUUCUGAGCACCUUUGUAUUUGAUUUUUUGACCAUUUUAGCAUUGUUCUCUUCAGAAGUUUGCAUACUUUUCUUUUGGUUUAUUUGCCUUUUUCUUUCAGGCUUAGUUUUGCCUGGGCUGUAAUGUAUCUUAUUUUUAAUGUUUGUUUUUUCAUGUACUUGAAAGGCAGAGCCUCAGUGAGAGAAAGAGAGAAAUCAGAGAGAGCCUUCAUCUGCUGGUUCACUUCUCAAAUACCUGCAACAGCCAGGGCUGGGCCAGGCCGAAGUCAGGAGCCCAGCACUCUGUCCAGGUCUCCCGUGUGGGUGGCAGGGGCCCAGAUACUGAGCCAUCGUCGGCUGCCCCAGGGUGCAUUAGCAGGGAGCUCGACGGGAAGUCAAUGUUCAGGGACUCAAACCAGCACUCUGAUGGGGGAUGUGGGCUUCUUAAGUGGCAGCUCACUACACCACAGUACCCUGCCCCUACAAUGUGUUUUUAAACAUUUCUGAAAAUUAAUUACUGACAUAAAAGUCAUGAGAUAUCAUCGGAAAGUCUGGAUUCAUGAUUCUACAGAUCUGUGAGCUCAUGAAGCAGCACCUACACGCUGCCCUGUCCUGGGGAGUAUACACCUCCUGCACGGCAUCGUGCAUCAUACUCCUGCUGCCAUCCCCGAACCUGAGGCUGUGUGUUUCGUGCAGCUUGUCGUCCAACUUCAGUGUCUUGUAACUAAAAUCCACCCAUUCUGUUGACUUGAGUUACCCGCCAGGUGGUCACAAGUCCCUGAGUCACUGCUCAGAAGGUCAAGCUACCUGGACCACUUAGCUUUGUGCAAGGGUCUAGAGAUCUUUCAGUGAUAAAGUGCAUGGAUUAGUAAUGAUCAUGGUGAAUUCCUAGUGAACUUCUUGGUGACUGCUAAGGUUUUUGGGAUUAUUUAAAACAAUAAUUGUUUCCCUCCUCAGAAUCCAUGUCUAAAGAGGGUGCCGUGUAUGAAAAUCUGUGAGAUUAUUUCAUGUAUCUACUUUGGUCAGUGUCUAGGCCGUCUGGUGGUGUCUGGCAGGCUCUAUGGAGUCUUCACCGCUCUUGGAGGAGGAAGAGCAGGUCCGACUGGAGGCUCGCAAGCGCCUGGAAGAGCAGCUCCAGCAAUACAGAGUGAAACGCCAGCAGGAGCGCUCCAAUCAACCAACAAAAAUGAGACUUUUUAGCACACUUGAUCCUGAGCUCAUGUUAAACCCAGAAAACUUACCAAGGGCCAGUACCCUGGCUAUGACAAAAGAAUAUUCAUUCCUACGCACCAAUGUCCCUCGGGGGCCAAAAGUGGGCAGUUUAGGGCUCCUGGCACACCCUAAGGAGAAGAAAGGUUCAAAAUCAAGCAAAAUACGAUCUCUGGCUGAUUACAGAACUGAAGACUCAGAUGCUGGGAGUCCUGGUGGGAGUGUCCCAGCUAGUGAUUCUACCAGGGCCUCCCUGAGGCCAAACAGAAGCAGUGCAGUGGCCCUUGUAUCUGAGAUCAGCCUGGCUCCUGAGACUGACGACCAUCUGGAGAACGCCUCCCUGACAGGAGACAGCGUGUCUGAGGCGGAUGGGAACGAGAGUGACAGCUCCUCGUACAGCAGCACCUCUGCUCGCAGGACCUGUGCUGCUCUGGUGAGCCCAGUGGGCACACAGGAAGCUUCCUAUGUGAUCAACGGACAGGAGAUUGCUGCAGAUGUCCUGGGCCAGUUCCCCUCCAUUAAGGAUGUACUCCAGGCUGCUGCUGCUGAACACCAAGAUCAGGGACAGGAUGUCAACGGGGAGGUGCGGAGCCGAAGAGACAGCAUCUGCAGCAGUAUAUCCAUGGAAAGCUCUGUUGCUGGAACUCAGGAUGAAAUGUUGCAGGUUCUUAAAGAGAAAAUGAGACUUGAAGGACAGCUGGAAGCUGUAUCGUUGGAGGCUAGUCAGGCGCUGAAAGAGAAGGCCGAGCUGCAGGCCCAGAUGGCUGCCCUCAGCACCCGGCUGCAGGCACAGGUGGAGCACAGCCGCAGCAGCCAGCGGAAGCAGGACUCACUCAGCUCAGAAGUGGAUACCUUGAAGCAAUCCUGCUGGGAUCUGGAGCGCGCCAUGACUGAUCUGCAGAACACUCUGGAAGCCAGAAACGCCAGCCUGGCGUCCUCGAACAGUGACUUGCAAGUGGCCGAGGAGCAAUACCAGAGACUCAUGGCCAAAGUUGAGGACAUGCAGAAGAACAUCCUCAGUAAGGACAACACAGUGCAUGACCUACGACAGCAGAUGACGGCCCUGCAGAGCCAGCUCCAGCAAGUGCAGCUGGAACGCACAACCCUGACCAGCAAGCUCAAGGCGUCACAGGCUGAAAUCUCAUCUCUGCAAAAUGUCCGGCAGUGGUACCAGCAACAGCUUGCCCUGGCUCAGGAGGCCCGGGUCAGGCUGCAGGGCGAGAUGGCCCACAUCCAGGUCGGACAGAUGACCCAGGCAGGCCUCCUGGAACACCUGAAACUUGAGAACGUAUCCUUGUCCCACCGGCUGGCAGACACGCAGCACAGGUCCAUCAAGGAGAAGGAGCGUGUGGCCGCCCAGCUGCAGAGCAUUGAGGCUGACAUGUUGGAUCAGGAGGCAGCCUUUGUGCAGAUCCAGGAGGCGAAGACAAUGGUGGAGGAGGAUCUUCAGAGGAGGCUGGAAGAGUUUGAAGAUGAACGGGAGCAGCUGCAGAAGGUGGCAGACACAGCGGCUUCCUUGGAGCAACAGUUGGACCAGGUGAAGUUGACUUUGCACCAGCGAGACCAGCAGCUGGAAGCUUUGCAACAAGAGCACCUUUCUGUGAUGCAGCAACUCACCUCCACACAGGAGGCCCUGCAAGCCAGGGAGCAAUCCUUUGGUGACCUGCAGACGCACUAUGAUGAGCUGCAGGCCAGGCUGGAGGAGCUGCAAGGAGAGGCCACCUCCAGGGAGGACACCAUCCGCUUCCUACAAAAUGAGAAGAUUGUCUUGGAGGUAGCCCUGCAGGCGGCCAAGAGUGGCGUGGAGGAAUUUGACCAGGGAGCAAAACGCUUAGAAGAAGGUACCGAAGAAACAUCGGAAAUUUUAGAGCAGUUAAGACAAGAACUAGCCAUCAAGUCCAGCCAGGUGGAGCACCUUCAGCAAGAGACUACCGCUGUGAAAAAGCAGAUGCAGAAAAUAAAAGAGCAGUUUCUUCAGCAAAAGGUGAUGGUGGAGGCCUACCGGAGGGAUUCUUCUUCCAAAGACCAGCUCAUAAAUGAGCUGAAGAACACCAGGAAGAGGCUGGACUCAGAGAUGCAGGAGCUGAGGCGAGACUUAAUUAAAGUGCAUGGGGAGAAAAAGGCCGUGGAGGUGGAGCAGUCACGUUUGCAGAAGGAGGUGUCCCAGGUCCACCAGCAGAUGGCAGAUCUUGAGGGGCAGCUGCAGUCAGUACAGAAGGAGCGAGACACAUUGGAGACACAGCUGCAGUCUCUGCAGCUGGACAGUGAGCACAUGGUGGCGCUUUCCCAGGCCAAUGAGGCACUGCAGAAGCAGGUGGAAGAGCUGCAGCAAGAAGCCCAGAAGGCCAUCACAGAACAGAAGCAGAAGAUGAAGCGACUGGGCUCAGACCUGACCAGUGCUCAGAAGGAGAUGAAGACGAAGCGCAAGGCCUACGAGAACGCCGUGGGCAUCCUUAGUCGCCGCCUGCAGGAGGCGCUCACUGCCAAGGAGGCCGCAGACGCAGAGCUGAACCAGCUCAGAGCCCAGAGCGCCAGCGGUGGCAGCGAUUCCGCCCUACAUGAAAGGAUCCGAGCCCUGGAGGUGGAGCUGCAGAGUAUGGGCCGCAGCAAGCUGCUGCUGGAGAAGGAGCUGCAGGAGGUGAUCGCCACAACCAGCCAGGAGCUGGAGGAGUCCCGGGAGAAGGCGCUGGAGCUGGAAGACGAGCUUCAAGAAUCCAGAGGCUUUAGGAGGAAGAUAAAGCGCCUUGAGGAGUCCAAUAAGAAGUUGGCUCUUGAGUUAGAGCAUGAGAGAGGGAAGCUCACAGGCCUCGGACAGUCCAACGCAGCACUGCGGGAACACAACAGCAUCUUAGAGACAGCCUUAGCCAAGAGGGAGGCAGACCUAGUCCAGCUGAAUCUUCAGGUACAGGCAGUCUUGCAGCGAAAAGAAGAGGAAGACCGCCAGAUGAAGCAGCUCGUCCAGGCCUUACAGGCUGCCCUGGAGAAAGAAAAGACGAAAGUGCACAGCCUCAAGGACCAGGUGGCUGCUGCCAAGGCAGACGCCGGGCAUAACCGCCGCCACUUCAAGGCUGCCAGCUUGGAGCUGAGUGAGGUGAAGAAGGAGCUACAAGCCAAAGAGCAGCUGGUGCAGACGCUGCAAGCCGCAGCCGACGAGCUCCAGGCUCGGGAGGGGAAACACUCCCAGGAAGUCGCACAGUUCCAGGCAGAGCUGGCUGAGGCCCAGACUCAGCUUCAGCUCCUGCACAAGCAGCUGGAUGAGCAGCCAAGCCGGCAGCCCAUGGAAGACCAAGAGAUGGAAAAUCUCAAGUGGGAAGUGGAUCAGAAAGAGAGGGAAAUCCAGUCCUUGAAGCAGCAGCUGGACCUGGCUGAGCACCAGGGAAGGAAGGAGCUGGAAGGGACACAGCGGUUGUUGCAGAAUGUCAAGUCUGAGCUGGAGGUGGUGCAGGGAGAGCUGUCUUCGACCCAGAAGGAUAAGUUCAUGCUUCAGGCUAAAGUGUCAGAGCUGAAGAACAGCAUGAAGACCCUGCUUCAGCAGAACCAGCAGCUCCAGCUGGACCUGCGGCGCAGCACAGCAAAGACGAGAAAGGAACUGAAAGGUGAGGCCAGUUCAUCCAGCCCCGCGACACCCAUCAAGAUCCCGGACUGCCCUGUCCCAGCCUCGCUGCUGGAGGAGCUACUGAGGCCCCCACCUGCCGUGAGCAAGGAGCCCCUCAAGAAUCUGAACAGCUGCCUCCAGCAACUCAAGCAGGAGAUGGACAGCCUGCAACGACAGAUGGAGGAGCACACCAUCACUGUGCACGAAUCCCUGUCCUCGUGGACUCAGGUGGAAGGCCACCUUGCAGACCCAGCUGCUGCCAGCCCUGCUCUCCCGGGAGAUCACGCCAACCCUAGGGGUGACACAGACACAACCCAAGCUGAGCUGAGAGACUGGGACAGCGGCCACAGCCUCCACUCCAGUGUGUGAUUGCAGAGGAGUCUUCCGCUGUCCAUUGUAUUUAUUUGAUUGUGUGCUCUGUGUCUUUCUAAGGGAUGAAAAUUUGCUUUUGCCUUUAACAGGAAGUAAAAUAACAGAACAAGAACCAAGGAUUAGAGAACUAGUCAUCUGAGGAUCAUACGUAGCAUUUCCCAUGACGACCAAAUCCCAAGACCCUAGUUAAGGUCUCUGAGGAAUUUCUGAGUGUCUGAGGGGUUAUUUGUUGAAGGAGAUGUUUUGUGAGUGACAACAGACGCUGCUUCGGUGGCAGAAGCUUUAAAAACCGCAUGGUGUGGGUGCCGUCCCUCACUGGCUGCUCUGUUUAGCAAGAGCUUUACAAAUGAAAUCUUACACGCGCCUCUGGCUCUCCAUCUUGGUUUUGUAGCAGCCAUCCCAACGCAGGACGUGUGUCAGCGCUGACAGCUGUCCCUUCUUUUCCGAGCUUGCACCCCAGUAGUCUGACCGCUGCCUCUGACCAUGCGCCGAGGGGACUGCGUACAUGUAGAGUGUAGGGGUGCCAAUCAGAAGAAGAGAUUUUUAAGAAAUUAUUUACUUUAUCUAUGGCAUCUUCUAAAACUGAAAAAAUCUCACACAGAAAGCGUUCUUUGUUGUACAGUCUCUGAGGGUCUCUCCCUUCUGCCCAUUUUCUGUAAGCUCGCAGACCUGUGUGGCCUAUCAGACCACUAGUUCCGUGUGGCCCCACCCUCCAUCUUGGCUGGCUACCAAGCAGGAGCAGUUGGGACUCUGAAGAAGCCUGCUGGUCUCCAGUAGGCAGGGACACCAAGGUUCACCCUUCGCUGACCUGACGCUGGAGAGGGAGGAAGCAGGGGAAGCGGUAGGGGUUUCCUCGCAGGGUUUCCCGGUUCUCAGAGGGCAGCCGACAGGCUUUCUCCAGGCCUUGUCCAUCUGUGUCCCAGGUGAAAUGCUUGCUGUAAAGAUGCUUCUGUCGUGUGGUCAUAUGUGGUCACAGCUGCGGUACAGGGAUUUCUGAGCUGCGCCAGCAUCACCAGGAAGGUGCUGUGGUCUCCUGAGGGGUUUCAGGGCCAAACCCCUGUUUAGAAUUGGCAGGGAGUCUGUGAGGUGCCACUGGUACGUGUUUCCCACCUGGAGUAGUGAAACUCUGCAGAUGCUGGCUGACUGGAGAGUUGCACUCUUCAUGGAUUUGUUGUGAUGAGUGGUUCCUGUGGCCUCCCUUGCAGAUCGUGUUCUGGAGAAGAAGUCCUGGGCACCAGUGGUCUGUCUGGUUGUGCUGGUGACAGGUGACUUGUGUCUGUUUUGUGGAGAAAACUGCUAUUUUUAUGCUGUGUUCUCUUAUACUGCUAGAAGGUUAAUUGAUACAGUUAAUGUAGUGUUAAUCACAAAGAUUUUGGUAUUUAAAAAAUAUUCCCUAGCAAGUAUUCUAACUUGUACAGUAUGUGUGUCAUUUGUACAGGGUUAAUCUAGAAAUAAUACUUGAAACUUCAUUAUAAAUGCACCCUGCUUCUUACCUUAUGUUGGAAAUCGCUUUGGACUAAAUUAUUUCUGUGUUUUGUCCUUAUUUAUUUUGGUUGUACUAUCCUCUGGUCUAGUUUUAAGACCAGGAAGUAACACGCGCCUUGCUGCACGGCAGUGCUGCUUCCUUGCCCCGUGCUCACAGAAGCUCUGCAGAUGAGUGAUAUUCACUCUCCUUGUUUCUUAAUUCGAGUAUAUCAGCAAGCAAAAGCAGAUCUCUUCCUCACCCCAGCCCUGUGUGCACACACCCUCACACACAGCGCCUCCUCUUGGCUUUGUCAGUGCCCGUCCCAUCCUCAGGGCCCCUUUGGGUUCAGCAAGGGACCUGGGCUUCUUGCCCCGCCCACUUUGUGGUGUUCCUUGUUUGUCGCUGUUCUCAUGCACAGCCCACCUGGGCUCGGGGGUUCAGGUUCACUUUGGGCUUUAGGAGCCUUAAGAAGUCACCUGCUUUUGAUUGUUGAGGGUUUUAUUUUUCUAUCUCCAAGGGACUUUACCGGCCCUUUUACUUCCCAGAGUUACAAAGUUUGGGUUAUUGUUUUUGUGGGUAGAAGUGGCCAUGGUAGAAGGCAUUCAAGGAAAGUCAGUCAAGCCUGGAGUAGGUGACUGCACACUGUUCAUCCACACCAGGGAACCUGGGCUGGGAUACUUCAUGAUGUCAUUUGUUUUUCUUACGUUCCUAAACAGUUUAUUGCAGUGUGAUUUUCAUUGACUUUUCCAUAGUACAUGUCAGAUAGGUGCCACGGAUCUCUGGAUUUACACACCUUUGUUCUCUGGAAGCUGUAACGUGCAAUGUUUUUAUGAUAGGACAUGAAAAUCUACUUGGGCCAGGGCCCAGGGAAUGGGACUGGCCCUCUUAGGAAGGCAGCCUGGAGGCUUGCAGUAAGCUCUCUCCCCGUUGGAAGCUCACUUUUCUUGGUAUAAGGGUCGUGCAAAAGCCAUGGGUGUACUGAGUCACCAUGACCUAUAUUCCUGCUUCCAUGAGUAUUUUUUUAUUUUCACAAAAAUUAAAUGCCACACAUAAUGGUUCUAGGAGUGGAAGGGACCAGCGUAUUUGGAAGAGAAAUGACUUGGACAGGCAUUGCUGUGAUGGUGGGCCUUCUGAGCCUUGUGCUAACAGCUGUUUCACUCAAAGGCCCAGCCAAUUCACUAUAUGGUGGUCUCAGGUUACAGUAGGACCCUUGAGGGUAAUGUUUUAGAGAAUCUAAGAAAAUUCAGUGGUUUGAGUUACUUAUUUCUAUUAAAAGUUUCCUCAUGAGAGUCCUCAGACUGGGGCUGUUCAGGGGAAUGGUGUCACCAUGUAUACAAAUUGUAACUUUAAAAAGCAUGUUGAUUUUUUAUAAAUUUACGUGUGCUUGGGAAUUCUUUAAACUUUGUGCAAUAAACUAUUUUUUGGUAAAGA
Messenger RNA from Lepus europaeus (European hare), 8985 nucleotides. It is a transcript of the gene GOLGA3, whose product is annotated as golgin A3. Lineage: Eukaryota; Metazoa; Chordata; Mammalia; Lagomorpha; Leporidae. The transcript has 22 exons. The record is from RefSeq and is a predicted model, not a curated record. The coding region runs from base 1974 to 6086 and encodes 1370 amino acids.